UUUCUCCUCUCCCCAUCGCUCGGCCGGUCCAAUGGCCACCGACUCUUCCUACCCCGUCGAGUUCUUCCACCGCGGCGGCGGCGACGGCGACGGCGACGGCCAAUGGUGCAGCCUCGGCGCCGCCUACGCCGCCGUCCGGGUCCUCCGCCCGCAGGGCCACUCCCUCGUCAUGUACACCGUUCCCGACGACCGGCCCCACCAGCGGAUCCUCUUCGCGUACCCGAUCCUCCAUGGCGACGCCUUCGAGAGGCUGGACGGGUCCACGCUCUCCUGGGCGGGGCAAGGCUCCGGCGAUGAGUUUGCUCUCUGCUUCCGCGACGAGGCCGCCUGCGCAGCGAUCUGCGGCGCCAUCUCCCCGGUGACGACGGCGCUUGCAGCCCUGGACGACAUCGCUGACAGGCUCGAGGGGUUGCGAGUGGCCGCGGCGGAGGGGGGCGCCACGGCCGCCGGAGGGGACAUCGCUUGUCGGCUCGCGCAGCUUAGCUUAGCCCGCGGGCCAUGAACUGGGCUACCCGGAGAAUUGAAACCAGCCAGAUCAAUUUACAUCGCUUUGUUCCGAAACUGCAAUUGUUAACGCAACAGAUGGAAAGAUUGCAGACUAUGAUGCCCAGUAAGGAAUUUCUUUUGAAUUUGGGUGGAACCCAGUCGUGCGAAAUUCGUUUGUUCACGGAGCAGAGACAUAUUUUCAACUCACGCACAUCACAGCAGGGCAACACCGUGCUGAAGUUUCUUUUAAGAUGCUGGUAGAAGUGCUGAAUGGUUGCAGCUACCAUGACGGGCUAUUUUCCAGCUGAACCUUGCAAUCUUGUAUCCUCGUUCA
Messenger RNA from Triticum dicoccoides, 820 nucleotides. RefSeq lists its product as uncharacterized. The coding region runs from base 32 to 502 and encodes 156 amino acids. The record is from RefSeq and is a predicted model, not a curated record. The transcript has 2 exons. Lineage: Eukaryota; Viridiplantae; Streptophyta; Magnoliopsida; Poales; Poaceae.